Bathycoccus prasinos is the source of this 1698-nucleotide messenger RNA. Its product is annotated as PRC-barrel domain-containing protein. The record is from RefSeq and is a predicted model, not a curated record. Lineage: Eukaryota; Viridiplantae; Chlorophyta; Mamiellophyceae; Mamiellales; Bathycoccaceae. Bases 1 to 1698 code for a protein of 565 amino acids. The transcript has a single exon.
AUGAGCGCGACGACUACGACGACGACGUGUUCGCGCGCUGCUGCCGCUGCGUUCCACCGACCAACUCUCAUCAAGAAUUUUGCCCCGACGAAGGCAGCGCCUGCUGCUCGCGCUGCUCUCAAAAAAAGAGCGCAGUUGAGAGGAAUUGGUCUCGUCGCGCAAUCUGAAUUGGACGACGGCGGGAAUUCUUCUCUCGGGAAGGCAACGACGUCGGCGGCAGAAGUUGGUGACGAUUCAGACGACGAAAAGGACGAACAAAGCAGCAACCAAAGAGGGGCUUCUUUGUCUUCUCGAGAGAGGUUGAGACAAGCUUUGAACGAAGAAAUCGAUGGCGCCAUGCGAGAAGUUUCCAGAGCGCAAACUGAAGAGGAACGACGACCUGCUGCUGCUGCUGCUGCUGCUGCAGUUGCUCCAGAGAUAAAACAGAUGAGAUUCGAAGAAGAGGAAGAUUUUUAUCCACUCGAGGAAGAGAGACCGCCGAGAACGAGGAGAGGGUUGGAAGAACUCGAACGUCGAGAGAGAGAACGACGAGCGACGAGGACGAGGACGACGACCGCGAGAAGGAGAAGGCCAUCGUCUUCUGCGCGUGAAGGCGAAGAGAUGACGACGACGAGAGAACGACGAGUGAGAAACGACGCGUCUUCUUCGUCAUCUUCCGGUGGUCGAAGAAAAAGUAAACAACAACCAAUCAACAAUAACAACAGCAGUGACGUGUUCACAUUAACGCGUUCACAGUUGAUGGGUAAAGAAGUUGUCACCAGAACCUCCGGAGUCCGUUUAGGCCAGUGUUCGCAAAUGUGGGUGGACGCCGAAAACUGGACAGUCGAAGCGUUGGCGAUUCGACAAAACGCGUUAACCGGUGGCGUAGAUCACGUGAAAUUAUCCGCUUUGCGACAAGUCGGCGACGUUGUGUUAGUCCACGAUGAAAAUGCAGUCGAAAGACGAUGGUCAUCGUAUAAUUUGAGUCCAUUGAUUGGUUGCGACGUGAUUACCGAGGCUGGGGCCUUUAUCGGACGCGUGCGAGACUACGAGUUCGAUCCAGAAGACGGCUCUGUCAAACGACUCAUCGUCGACGCGUGGGGGAUAUCGGCUAUCCCAGACGAUGUUAUCUCUACCUAUGCAGUCGAUGUGAGAGAGGUGAUCGAUGCCGGUCGCGAACGGAUUCUGGUUGAAGACGGAUGCGAACAAAGAGUCGAACAACUUUCUGUGAGUUUGUUACAGAGGUUGGAGUUAGCCGGUACGCCGUGGGAAGAAGAAGAAGCAUUUUUACAAGAUCCGUAUUACAACAACGAAUCGAGCAGGAGAGGUGUGGGGAGAAGAACGACUUCCUAUUACGACGAAUACGAAGAAGAGGAAAUGAUUCGGUACGAGCAAAGAAGACGAAGACAAAGAGAGCAGCAACAACAACAAAGUCGAAGGAGAGAACCGCAACGACAACAACAACGGGAGAGAAGGAAAGAAGGCAUCCCGCUCAUGCGUCCGACGCAAUCGUACGAACGAAUGGAUGCCGAUGGUAAACGAGGCUCGCGACCUCAGUUUGAUGCGUACUUAGAUCCAGUCGACAGACCGUACGAGUACGAGGAAAUCUCAGGUGCGCCUCGCGAGCGAAGAGCGAGCGCGAGUAGGCGCUUGGACGAACCUUCUUCCUCUUCUUCUUCGAGUCGAAGGCGAAGACCGGCGAGCGAUGACUAUUUAUAG